Messenger RNA from Parnassius apollo (apollo), 486 nucleotides. The record is from the annotation of a GenBank genome assembly. NCBI's taxonomy places the organism in Eukaryota, Metazoa, Arthropoda, Insecta, Lepidoptera, Papilionidae.
AUGGAUCAUGUAAGCGAAGUUAUUUCAAGGGCAUUUCACGACUCUGAAAUCGCAAAACGUUUUUCCUGUAGAAGAACUAAAUCUGCCGCAAUUGCCUACAACGUCUUAGGUAAUAACUUCGAGGAAAAAAUGCUUGCAGAAUUACGACCAAUACCAGAAAAUGAAACUGAGAGAAGCCCAGUAUUUUCGCUCAUUAUCGACGAGAGCACAGAUGUCAGUACUACCAAGUCAAUAGAUCCAAGUUCAAGAAUGCAUUUCCUUCCUAUACAAAACAUGUACCUGGGCACAAACGUAGCAAUGACAUUGGAAUCAUUAAAAGAUGAUGUUCGAAUGAGAUCUAAAACUGAGGAAUUCCUUAACAGAUAUCAGUCAUUUUUGAUCGAGCUGAGUAACCAAUUUCUGCAAAGACUGCCUGUACAAGAUAAUUUUUUGCAGGAUUUGUCAUUCAUCCCCAAAGAGCAGUGUAUGGUGAAUUUCGAACUCUGA